This is a messenger RNA of Colletotrichum siamense, 960 nucleotides long. RefSeq names its product Carboxylesterase NlhH (gene nlhH-1). The transcript has a single exon. Gene Ontology annotation, molecular function: hydrolase activity. The record is from RefSeq and is a predicted model, not a curated record. Bases 1 to 960 code for a protein of 319 amino acids. NCBI's taxonomy places the organism in Eukaryota, Fungi, Ascomycota, Sordariomycetes, Glomerellales, Glomerellaceae.
AUGCCGGGAUUGAGCUUCGACAGAGAAUUCUGGAAGGCUGCUGGCCCGGUGCUUGCCAUCAGACCUCCAGGGCAAGCUAGGACAGCUCUUCAGCUGCGCGCGAGAACCAACGUAGGCUUGGCCUCGUUGUUGAAAGGGCCGAUACCCGAUGAGAUCGUCGAGACACAACACCAGAUUACCUCAUUUGACGGAGAGCAGAUUGUGGUGUACCAGUUUGCGCACAAGGAUGUGGACUCGACAGUCAAGCACCCAGCGUUCAUCUAUGUUCACGGCGGUGGCCUGGUAGCUGGCGACAUCGAUCCGUACAGUCGCCUCCUUGCUGCGACGUGUGCCCUAGAGACCGGUGUUCAGAUGUUUGCGGUUGAGUACCGCCUGGCGCCCGAGUUUCCGCACCCCACUCCCGCGGAAGAUUGCUACGCGACCUUGAAGUGGCUCAGUGAGAGCAGCGAGAAGCUCAACAUCGACUCGAAGAGGCUGGGAUUCUAUGCGCUCAGCGCUGGUGGUGGACUCGCGGCGGGAGCGGCUCUGAUGGCGCGCGACCGAGGUCUGUCGCCUCCUCUUGCGAAACAGAUGCUCAUAUAUCCGAUGCUGGACGAUAGGACGAAGGUGGAGAAGGACAAUGAGCUGUGUCAGUUUCUGACGUGGACGAACCUGCAGAACCAACUUGGGUGGAAUGCAUACCUGGGAGGGAAGGCAGGGGAGGCGGAUGUGCCAGAAUACGCUGCUCCCGCAAGAGCAACGAACCUAGAAGGCCUUCCAAACACAUACAUUGACGUUGGGGGGCUGGAUUUGUUCUGCGCAGAGUCAGUGACGUACGCGAGCAGACUUGUGUCAGCGAACGUGCAGGUGGAGUUGCACGUUUAUCCGGGGCUGCCGCACAUCUUUGAUCUCUACGCUUCGAAGAUUGAGCUCGCACAGCGAGCGAAGGAGAAUAGACUAAAGGCAGCAAAAACUUUGUAA